AGAGGGUGAUUCGGCAACGGGACAGCGCGGCAGCUGCUCUUCAAAGAGGAGCCGCGAGUUUUCGCCCCCGUGGUCGCCGCCAUGAGUCGCAGCUAUAACGAUGAGCUGCAGUUCUUGGACAAGAUCAAUAAAAACUGCUGGAGAAUCAAGAAGGGCUUCGUGCCCAACAUGCAGGUUGAAGGAGUUUUCUAUGUGAAUGAUGCUCUGGAAAAAUUAAUGUUUGAGGAAUUAAGGAACGCCUGUCGAGGUGGUGGUGUUGGCGGCUUCCUGCCAGCCAUGAAACAAAUUGGGAAUGUGGCAGCCCUGCCUGGGAUCGUUCAUCGAUCUAUUGGGCUUCCUGAUGUCCAUUCAGGUUACGGGUUUGCUAUUGGGAAUAUGGCAGCCUUUGAUAUGAAUGACCCCGAAGCAGUGGUAUCCCCAGGUGGCGUGGGAUUUGACAUCAAUUGUGGUGUCCGCUUGCUAAGAACCAAUUUAGAUGAAAGUGAUGUCCAGCCUGUGAAGGAGCAGCUUGCCCAAGCUAUGUUUGACCACAUUCCUGUUGGAGUGGGUUCAAAAGGUGUCAUCCCAAUGAAUGCCAAAGACCUGGAGGAGGCUUUGGAGAUGGGUGUGGACUGGUCCCUAAGAGAAGGCUAUGCCUGGGCGGAAGACAAGGAGCACUGUGAGGAGUAUGGAAGGAUGCUGCAAGCUGACCCCAAUAAGGUCUCUGCGAGGGCUAAAAAAAGAGGUCUUCCUCAGUUGGGGACCCUGGGAGCAGGCAACCACUAUGCAGAAAUCCAGGUUGUGGAUGAGAUUUUCAAUGAGUACGCUGCUAAGAAAAUGGGCAUCGACCAUAAGGGACAAGUGUGUGUGAUGAUCCACAGUGGAAGCAGAGGAUUGGGCCACCAAGUAGCCACAGAUGCACUGGUAGCUAUGGAAAAAGCCAUGAAGAGAGACAAGAUUAUAGUCAAUGACCGUCAGCUGGCUUGUGCUCGAAUCGCCUCCCCAGAGGGUCAGGACUACCUGAAGGGAAUGGCAGCGGCUGGGAACUAUGCCUGGGUCAACCGCUCCUCCAUGACCUUCUUAACCCGUCAGGCUUUUGCCAAAGUCUUCAACACAACCCCCGAUGACUUGGACCUACACGUGAUCUACGAUGUCUCUCACAACAUUGCCAAAGUCGAACAGCAUGUAGUGGACGGAAAGGAGCGGACACUGUUGGUGCACAGGAAGGGAUCCACCCGGGCUUUCCCUCCCCACCAUCCCCUCAUUGCUGUUGAUUACCAACUCACGGGACAGCCAGUGCUCAUUGGUGGCACCAUGGGAACCUGUAGUUAUGUUCUGACUGGCACUGAACAGGGCAUGACUGAGACCUUUGGAACAACCUGUCAUGGAGCGGGCCGUGCAUUGUCCAGAGCAAAAUCUCGACGUAAUUUAGAUUUCCAGGAUGUGUUAGACAAAUUGGCAGAUAUGGGAAUUGCAAUCCGUGUUGCCUCACCCAAACUAGUUAUGGAAGAGGCUCCUGAGUCCUAUAAGAACGUGACCGAUGUGGUGAACACCUGCCAUGAUGCUGGCAUCAGCAAGAAGGCCAUUAAACUGAGGCCGAUUGCUGUUAUCAAGGGAUAGAACUCUGGCCACGGCCCCCCGACACCACUGGCGUCGCUGAAGUGGAAGUGGACUGACGCACUCUUCGACAUCAGACUUAAGAGACCUCCGGGUUCCAGCGUGCAGCUGUAACUGCCCGUUCCCACAUGGCCAACUGGGAGGCUGCCGCUUCAGGAGCCAGUGUUUAAAAUAGCCUUCCGGGGGGGCACAUUGCCCCCUCCCUGACUGUCCCACAGAUUUUUAGGAAAAUCUAUUAGGAAGUGGGGAUAGGUUAAAAAACUGCCUUACUCAGUCAUAAAGUCUUUAAUCAUCAGAAUAAACUUCUCUACACCAAGCUCUGUUUACAUCCUGAGAGAUGUCAUGGAGAGUAUUUUAUUAAAUAGGAAAGUUUUGGAAUGUUUUCCUUUCUGCCCUCCUUUUGUCACUUUGUCCAUUCAUCCGCCCAUCUACCCCCGGGCCCUUCACUGGGCAAAACCCUAAUACCACUCUUUCUUGGAGAGUCCCCCCGGGGUCACAUCAGGAUAUCAGAUGAAUGGAUAAUGGAACACACUGAGGAGGGGAUGUGUGUGGAGCUGUAGGAAUAGGGACGCAAAAGAGAAAAUAAUUUUUCAUAGACUUGCUGCCUUUCUCAGUCCAAGGCAGAGUUUUGACUUACCUGCAGAAUGGCAUCAGUUGGUAUCUGUCACUAAUUAGGCCUGGUCUUGCAAACUUUCCUUGAACAAUAACUUAGCAGCAGCAGAGAACUCUCACAUAAUACUAAAUAUCUCUUCAUUUGUUAUCGAAUUAUUAUAAAAGCAUUAAAUGACCACAGCUGUGACAUUAACGGUUGCUCUGUGUUGACAGGAAUGACUAGUCUUGUGCCACUAAUGAGAUUUCACAUUAUGUACUGUGACACCUCGAAGAUGUUAAAGUUAGAGAUUAUUAAGGCCUUGGUUGAGUGCAAACAGCCGGUAAAAUAGAAAAAUCUAAUAAAGUUGCAAUAUGUUGUUUAUAUUUUGUGCUUAGUAUUAUGUAGCUUAGGACAAUGAGUAUUUGUACUUGAUCCACUUUGGACAGUGUUGCUGUUUUCUGAUUUUCUCCCAGGUUGCUUUCAGAAACUCGCCCUAAGAAAAUAUUCUGUCCUAAAACUUCAACUUAAAAUACAAACCCCCACUAGAGUUUCUGUAGAUGCUGUGCGGAAGGCUGGAGAAAAGCAGACUUCCUCCAACAAUGUCUGAUGUGAAAUGGCACAGCCCGUCUGCACUCAGAGCACUCGGUAACGUCAAUAGAGAAGUUAGAGACCUUCAUGCAGUGAGGACAGAAGCCUUCAGACUGGGCCACUGACUGUUGUGUGCGGGUGACCUAAGGGUGCAAGUUACCAGUGAAGGCUGGGGGCAAUUACAGAUGGGAAACAGGCUUCUGGCAGGUGCUUAGAUUCUCUGGAGAGGAGUGUCUGUGUAGACUCCCUCUAACUGGGCCUGCCUAAUGGCAUGUCAUCUGCAACUAAUUCAGAGCAAGAUCCACUCCCAAAACUAACUGAUGUUAGUGCAAGAAAUGUAGUGGGUCAUCUUAAAUACGUACGUUGAAUUUUAUUAGAUGCUUUGAAAGUUACUCUUCAGGGAAGUGAGGGGAGCAGGUGAGGAGGAGAAAAGAAGAAUGGUUUAUGCAGUGACCUCUGCUUUAGAAGCUUUUGUUAUACGGAGCAUUCCCAGCAAACUUGACCAUAUUAAUGACCAUAGAAAGUAAUGGUUAAUAUUUUGAGUUCAAAAAGAAAGGUACAAACAUUGUUUUCCUUGUUCUAAAGAUGUUAUUUUCCCAUUUGAGGCAAAAAAGCCACUUAAAAAUAAACGUUCGAAUGAAGCUGUA
Messenger RNA from Equus quagga, 3423 nucleotides. It is a transcript of the gene RTCB, whose product is annotated as RNA 2',3'-cyclic phosphate and 5'-OH ligase. Gene Ontology annotation, cellular component: nucleus; tRNA-splicing ligase complex. Gene Ontology annotation, molecular function: RNA ligase (ATP) activity. The transcript has 12 exons. Gene Ontology annotation, biological process: tRNA splicing, via endonucleolytic cleavage and ligation. The coding region runs from base 82 to 1599 and encodes 505 amino acids. The record is from RefSeq and is a predicted model, not a curated record. Lineage: Eukaryota; Metazoa; Chordata; Mammalia; Perissodactyla; Equidae.